AAGAUGAAGCAGAGGAACAUGUCACGUAAAAAGAGUAAAGGCACUUGAUACACGGAAGAUAUUGUGAGGAAAUUGAGAAGAAAAUAACACUCUCAUAAUUCAGUUCCUUGAAAGUAGAUGAAUUAAGCUGUUAUUGAACUUUAAAAUCAUUAACAAUGUCUGGUGAUGUGCAAACAAGACAAAGGAGGAAGGAGAAGAAAAAACAGAAGCGAGAAGAUGAAGCACCAUUGCCCGGCAUUGACACAAGCAAAUUCAAUGAGACUGAGAAAAAGUCUGUUCAAAUGCAUAUUAAUGAAAGUGAUCAUCAUGGAGCAGCCGGUAUUUGUGCUAAAGUCAUUUUCUUUACAUUAAUGGCUAUUCUAUUAGGUCUUGUAACUUUAAUUGUCUUGGAAAAUCGUGGUGGAUCCGAUGUGGAUACGCCGCUAUCGGAAUCAAGAUUUUCAGAAUAUUUGCAAGGCUGGGUUGACGAAAAUAGACAAGAUGAUCAUCACGAGGAACCACAUUUUUCAGCACCAGAUGAAGAUCACGAUGAUAAUGACCACGCGACAGAAGAAUCGCAUCAUGAUGGAGAACAAACAGAAAUUAAUGAUAAUGAUCCAUAUCCAGAAGAGAAAGAUGUAUCUAAUAAUGAAAAUGAUGACGAAGAAAACUCACAGGAACUAAAUGCAGAGAUUAAUAACAAUGACAAUGAAAGUCAGGAAGACAAUGACAAUGCAAGUCAAGAAAACGAUGAUGACAAUAACGAUCAAAAUGAUAAUGAGCCUGAAGAAACUGAUGACAAUGAUGGCUUAGAGGAUAAUAAUGAGCCGGAAGUGCCAAAUUUGUUCGAAGAUAGUGCUCCUUUUGAUGAAGAGAAGAAAAUUAACAGACAUCGCCUUUCACGGAAGGUUGAUGAAUUGUAUGAUACUUACAAUGAAAUCGCUGAUAUGCUUGGAAAAGAUAGAUUAAAAACUAAUAAAGCAAUUUUAAAUAAGAGAGAAAUUUCUAAGGGAGAUGACGAUGACGAGGGAAUUGCAGACAGCAAAGAUAUUUUCGAGAAUGUUGUAGACAACGAUGCUGGUGAAGAAAUUUUACUUCAAAAAUUGGCAGAAGAAAGCGAGCAAGAGCAAAAUCAACAACAAGAUCAAGACGAGAAUGAAGAAGAAGGGUCAUCGUCGCAAAUUCCAGAAGGUGGAGGAGCUCAAAGUAGCUAUAUGGAAGAGCUGUUGAGACAACAAGCUUUAGAAGAGAAUCCAGCCGUUAAAGAACUUUACGAUAAAGCAAAGGAAAUGGAUAAAUCUUCAGAGACCGAGAAAAGCAAUAAGAUUCUAAAUGAGGCUAUUGGAAUGUACAAGACUUUAAUCGAGCAGUAUGGAGAUAAACUUAAUGAUACAAUCUUCAAGCAAGUAGCAGAGAGAUGUAUUAAUCGAAUGAGAUUUUUGGGACGACUUAAGUCAGCUGUUGACAUUCAUUAUAAAUUAAUAAGACGAUUUGCAGACGAGCCAUCGUUUAGAAAUCAGUUGGCUGUCACGUUUCUACUGGGAAAUCGUCUUUCAGCAGCAAAGCUGGUCUUACAUGAAGUAUUAUCACAGUGGCGAUACAAUGGAUUUGCUCUCGUCCAUUACGGUUUCGUACUUAAGAAUUUAGAUCAAGAUUUUGAGAAUGCUGUAUUAUAUUUAAGGGAAGGUAUCGAAACAAAUGAUGAAGGAACUCAAGACGGUCGCUUUUACUUUAAUUUAGGCGAUGCCCUACAACGACUUGGUCGAAACCAAGAAGCUCAAGAAGUUUACAGGAAGGGUGCAAAAAUCGGCCUUUUCUUAUCUGAAUAUCAAAGAUCACUUUACAAUGUUAAUAGACUGAAAUCAAAGCCAUUUUGGACAAAACUCGAUACAACUUACAAAGAUCAAUUUACAGAGAUUUAUAAAUAUUGGCAAGUCAUUAGAGACGAAGGAUUAAAAUUACUCUCACAAGAUGGACUAUUUAUGAAUGAACAGGAGAAUCUCAAAGAUACUGGAGACUGGAAGCAGUUUGAGUUAUACGCUCGCGGCUCCAAGACAAAGAAUUGUCAUAUGGCUCCAAUUACAUGUCAAUUAAUUAAUAAUUUCAAAGCUGCUUCAUCGUGCAAACGAGGCCAAGUAAAAUUUAGUGUUUUGCAUCCAAAUACUCACGUUCACAGCCACUGUGGACCAACAAAUUGUCGAAUUCGAGCACAUUUAGGUUUAAAAGUUCCUGAAAAUACUUUCAUUAGAGUAGCAAAUGAAACAAGAUCUUGGAAAGAAGGUGAAUGGCUGAUUUUCGAUGACAGCUAUGAACACGAAGUUUGGCAGAAAGGAACAAGUCUUCGAUUAGUGCUUAUUGUUGACGUCUGGCAUCCAGAUUUAACAGAAGAAGAGAAGAGCAGCAUGAGUCCUAUUUAAUUUUAGCAUUAUCUUUUAGAAGCAACAGAAUCUCUCUGAUUAACCAAAAAGUGGAACCUCAAGUCGUGCCUCAUUAGUUUAUAAAUGAUUUUUUAGAAACAAAAAGAAAAAAUAAAAUCUUGGAUUUGAUUAAAAAGCCAAAACUGGAACUAAGGUUUUCAGAAAAUUAAAAAAAACCCAUCAAGUUCUCUUCCUUUUCUUUCUUUCAUGGUACAUUCAAAAAAGUCGAUAAGUUAUUUUAUUCAAGAAACUAAAAUAAUAAAACAAAUAUCAUCAUCAUCAUCAUCAUGAAAAGCGCAGCCUGAAUAAGAUCCAUUAGUCAUCAUGCUUAACCAGCGUUAAGCUGAGGAUUUUUAGCAAAACUAUCGGGUUGUUCCAUACUAGAAGAUGCAGUCAUGGCUAAAGAGUUCAUUUGAAAAUGAGUAUCGUUUAAAGAUGGCAUAAUUGCUAAGAUUUGAACAGUUUUUGCCUCUAAAUCUUCUAAUUGUUUGUCCUUAUUACGCAAGCAGUCUAGUGUAAACAUGAAACAUAUGUCAAUAUAUCAUAAACAGAGUAUUGAAUUAUUGUUUAACAACUUACUAUCUUUGAUUUCCAAUUGUCGACGUGCCUCGCCUAAAGCCGAAAACAAAUCGAGUUUAAUUCUCGUUUCUGCAGACAAAUUCUUUUCAAGUGUUGCAUUUUUCUCCUGCAUUAUAAUCAAAGCAUUCUGAAGCGCAACAUUAUGAUUCUGAUCACGAUUCCUAAAUUCAACCUCAUACUUUCGCA
Chironomus riparius is the source of this 3161-nucleotide messenger RNA. The record is from the annotation of a GenBank genome assembly. NCBI's taxonomy places the organism in Eukaryota, Metazoa, Arthropoda, Insecta, Diptera, Chironomidae.